GAUGGAUCGUGCUCGAUGGCACGCGUGGACGCGCUGGUGAUGCCUCGUCAGUGCAAUUGUGUGAACGGCGGAAUUUGCAAGCUGGAUGGAAGCUGUGAGUGCUCGUCGGAUUUCGAAGGCGAGAACUGCCAGAAAUCAAACACCGUCAGUAGAAAGGUCGGUGAAGCACCAUUCGGAUUCGGAACAAAGAACGAAGCUGCCGACAGCACCGUGUCGUUUCAUGGAAACGUCAUCUCAUUUAGCAACCCAGCACUUGACAGCAAGCAGGAUGGAUCGUGCUCGAUGGCACGCGUGGACGCGCUGGUGAUGCCUCGUCAGUGCAAUUGUGUGAACGGCGGAAUUUGCAAGCUGGAUGGAAGCUGUGAGUGCUCGUCGGAUUUCGAAGGCGAGAACUGCCAGAAAUCAAACACCGUCAGUAGAAAGGUCGGUGAAGCACCAUUCGGAUUCGGAACAAAGAACGAAGCUGCCGACAGCACCGUGUCGUUUCAUGGAAACGUCAUCUCAUUUAGCAACCCAGCACUUGACAGCAAGCAGGACCCACACCCGAUCGAGUACAGUAUGCAACAGAUCAGCUCGUUAGAACCCGGUUCGACGACGUUCUCGAAUCCAGUGUACGAUCUGGAAACGGACAGCACUGCGGUGUUGCCUAUAGAAAAUACGCCAUCCACAUCCCAUCUAGCCAGUUUUCACUCACGAGAUCGAACUGGUGGCGAUGUCAUUGGUAAGCAAAUGCAACUAAAGAUACUCGUGAAAGAGAUUCACCUAAAUCUUUUGUCGCUCCUUAAGGAGGAGACCUGCACAUGCGAACACGAGCAUACGAAUACAAACAAUAUUGAAAAUGCGUUCCGAGAAAUUCCGCCCUGA
This is a messenger RNA of Angiostrongylus costaricensis, 864 nucleotides long. Lineage: Eukaryota; Metazoa; Nematoda; Chromadorea; Rhabditida; Metastrongylidae. The record is from the annotation of a GenBank genome assembly.